Molecule: messenger RNA, 3770 nt
Organism: Malaclemys terrapin pileata
Lineage: Eukaryota; Metazoa; Chordata; Testudines; Emydidae
Gene: TSNAXIP1
Product: translin associated factor X interacting protein 1
Exons: 16
Coding region: 1-2166 (721 amino acids)
Cellular component (GO): cytoplasm
Source: RefSeq, a predicted model, not a curated record
AUGGUGACCGUGUCAACAACCCCCGCGCCGUGUCUGCGCCCGGCCAUGGCCCUGGCCCCUUCGCUUGGGGCACCUAGUCUACCUUCACCUGAGACUCCAAAUUACCAAAUACAGAUUGGUAGUCUGAAACGCAUCCUUCCGAAGAAACGAAAGACUCUGGCCUAUCGGUUUUCUGUUGGAGGUCGUUUGUCCACAUGGCCUGCAUAUGCAUCUGGGCAGGCUAUCCUACAGAGUCGGAAACCCUGUUGUAGUCCAGAGGGGAGAAGCAAGAAACAGGCUUCUCUUACCAUUGCAAAACCACGAUACCUGGAAGAGCUGGAAUGCUACCUAAGGAAAGAGCUGCAGUCUCUGGACCUGACUAAAGAGAACGCUCAGGAACUUAAGCUCCAGCCUUAUAGAGAGAUCUUUGAGUUCUUCAUAGAGGACUUCAAAACCUACAAGCCCCUGCUGUCUGCCAUAAAGAAUGAGUAUGAAGUUACAUUGGCUCACCUGAGGGAGAAGAUCCGCUCCCUAGAGCCCUUGAAGGCAAUGCUGGUGUCUGUGUCCGAUGAGUGCACCCGGCAGAUUGUGGCACUCCAGGAGGAGGAGAAAGCUGAAAUAACGAGGCUGAAGAAAGAGAAACUGUAUUUGUUAAAGCUUAUUGACAAGAUGAAGGAGGAGAAGGGCUCCCUGCAGACUCAGGUGAACAAGCUGCGGAAGAAUGUGGCCAAGGAAUACAUGCGAUACAUUAACGAGUGUGACGCACGCAAGCUGCUGCUAGCAGACCUGAAUGAAAUGCGCAACCAGCAGUUGGAAAUGUCGCUUCGCCAAGUCCAAGAGGUCAAGGGUGAAGACUUGGUCAAGGUAACGCUGGCAUUGAAGAUAGCUCGGCAGGACCUCACAAAAGCCCAGGUGGAGCUGAACACGAUGAAAGCAGAUUACGGCGACGUCGUACCCAGGAGAGACUUCGAAUCGCAGGAGAAAAAAUAUUCUGAUCUGUUUGAGAAGAUGCAAGUUCUGCAGAAGGAUUUUGAUGACCUUCAAAAGGAGUACGACACUCUGCUGGAAAUCCACCAAGAGACCGUGGAAGAGCGAGACCGGUUCUACAACGAACUCCAGCAAGUUCAGCGCAGCUCAACCCCCCGGCCUGACUGGGCAAAAUGUGCAGAGAUGAUUUCUGGUGGGCCUGAGCGGUGGAGCUAUCUGGAAGAGGGGAAGACCAGUGACCAGCUGGUGGAUGUCCUUCUGGAGGAAAUAGGAACAGGAGUGCUGAAGGAGAAGGACUCCUUCCCCGGGCUGGGCAAAGGGGACAAGAUCCCUGUGUACCUGAGGUACGAAGGCCAGGUGAAGAACAAGAAGCUGAACAAAAAGGAUGUGGUGAACAUCCUGAAGGAGAUCUGGAAAGAGAAAGUUUCAGCAGAUCUGCAGAAAGGGAAGCAAUCCAGCCUUCCAGAGUUCUUCCUUAGCUACCUCCAGAAGAGGUAUGGAGACUCCUCUGCCUUCGAAUGGGCGUACACCAUCUAUGAAAACAUCAAGCUGUACCGAUCAAAUGAAGCCAUGAGCUUGUUCUAUGACAUACUGAGUGGGAAGGUGGAUGAAGGACUAUACCAUGGCCAGAACCAGCUCAUCGCCAACCUGCUGAAGGAGCUGAUGGCCAGCGACAGCUCAAACAGCGGAACGCUCACGACGGAACAGUUCAACCUGGCACUGAGGGCGGCUUUUCCCUUGAAAAGUAGUGAUCAGAUCCAAGAACUAAUUGAUGCGAGCAGGUACAAGACAGAAAGCACAGAGGACCUCAUUGACUACAGAUCCUUAUUCAUGGAGGACGAGGAGGGCAACGCUGAGCCCUUCAUUGCGAAGAUCAGGAGCCAAUAUGCUAGCGAGAAGCAGGAGUAUCUGAGAGAACUGAGGAACGAGCUAGGCCACGCGCCGGAGGUGAAAGUGGAUGAGCUGAAGACAGCCUUCUGUGCCAUUGAUCCUGCUAUUGAUGACCUCACGCUGGACGCCUACGUUUGCCUGGCAUUCCAGGCCUCAAAAGAACAGUGGGAUCAGACUGGCUCUCUGCCUGUGGACACAGUGGUUGAGAGGCUGCUGGCUGGAGACACAAAACGAAUAGGCGCCCUUCCUGAAGAGAUCUACACAAGCCGCUCCCUCUCAGAACGGGGAGAGGCAGGGGCCUACGCUUAGUUAAAUGGCUCCUCUCACCCCUCAUGUAGUCAGCAAAAUACUUGUAUCUAGCUUUACAAAAGGCUACUCAUAAGGGGACUGCACUGAGUUUUUACAGGCUGACUGAUCCUUAACACCAGAGAGGUUAGUUGGUUUGUAUCAGCAGCAAUGCAGCCAGUUCAAGCAGACAAGAGUUCCUGCAGCUCAGUGCCCCAUGUAAAGCGUUUAAUUUCAGCGCUCUCCGGGAGCAGGGGACACAGUCCCAGCAGAGGCAGCUCAUCCCGCCAAAGCAAGCUGGAGGCCGGGGACUGCUGGGCUCUGGGGAUGUCAAUGUCAGUUUUCACAAACACGCCACUACUCGCUUCGGCACAGCUGCCGAGACCUGCAAGCCCUCCUUAAAGGCCAUGGUGGGGUGCAGGUACUCAACCGGCUGGAAAACUAAAGAGCAAGAUUGCUAAAGAAGGGCUUGGCUACAUGGGGAGGUGAUGCUGCUAUAAGGGAGGGUGUGAAUUUAAAUGCUCCAGUAAUACUGCUGUAACUCGGUAGGGACACUUAUUCCAGUGGGAGAGUGCCUUUUUCAAUUAGGUUCUGGCAAUUUGGAAGUGGUUUAAGCUAAACCCAAAAAAGUCCCUCUCGUCCCAAAUUAAGUGUCCCCCGGGGACUUACACCAGUCUAACUCUCACUGGAGAAGUGGCCCUGUGGACAAGCCCAAAGACUCCUGUCCCAGGGGUAAGGGCCACGGUGGUAUUGGUAACUUUGCACAGCCAUUCACUAAUCCUUACCAGUGUUUGCCCACUCAGGGCUGUUCCUCUCAGAAUUCCCUUAGCCUUCUGCUGCGAUGGGCCCAGUGUCAGGGAUGAGGGUCAGGAAGCAGCUCUAAGUUGCUAGGUGAUGGCUGCCUAAACAAGCUCAGAGUCCCCCUGCCAGAAUGUAAACAUCUGGCCUGCUCCCUUCCCCAGAUUGGAUGGGAGGGAUGGGGAAAGCUGAAAGGGCAGGAGAGCUCUAGCUGAGGUAACAAACACCACUUGGGUGCAAGCAUGAAGCAGAAUGUCAGCAAGAACAGCCCCAAAACAUCUGGGGUGCAGAGGCCCCAUAGCCCAGCUGGACUAGGGUAGUGGGUCUGCUGUAUGCGUCUGCCAAGCUCUUACACCUGGAAUACUGCAUUGUGUCUGUGCACCUCCACACCAGGAAAAGUCUACACCGAGCAGGGAAAGCAACAAGACAGCAUAGUGUAGCUCGAAACCAAACUACUGAAGUGGGUGCACAGACGUCUGGAAACCCCCUGACAGGAGAAUAAUGGGGAGUGCGGUGUGAGCGGGUGGAAUUCAGUGACUAUCCAGGAGCAUUUCACUGAAUUGUAAUCAGUCUCUACCAGCUGUGGUGUGAGCGCCUAGUACUGGCCUAGGGAAGACAUGGGGGCACACCUGGUCCAGAGCAGUCCGACAUUAACACCCCAUGCAGUGCAAUGGACGAGAUCUGUUCAUAUUCAUUUGUAAUGUUAAUAAUUAGGUUUAAAAUAGCUUCUGGAUAUUUCGAAUGCAGAUUUCCUCUCUCCUCUUCUCUCCAAUUACCAUCGGAUAACUUUAAAGGUCAUUCUGUGCCUAAAAUCUGGAGUUUAUUUAACC